GGGAGAGGGAGAGGGCGGGUGGAAGAGAGCGGCAGAAAAACCUCAAUUAGUUUCCUAAUUGAGUCUUUCCAGAGGCUAAUUGAAUGAGACACUUCUUAUAUAUCCAGCUAAAUAUAUAAAUAUAUAGAGAUAUAUAUUACAAAGCAUUCCAGUGGAGCACUUCUCUUGUUAAGGAAGCCUCCCAGCAGUUUCUGAAGUUCUUCUUGUACUGGAUUGAUUCACAGUCGGUUUAGAUCUGUUUUUUUUUUCACUUGUUUCACUAUUUAUAUUUUUGCUUUAAAAGUCUAAAUUUGUAUCUGCUCAGCCAGUUUAUUGGAUCAGAUUGUCUAACCGUAUCUACUUUUCAUAACAACGUUGGCCUUGAGAUUCUAAGGAAAUGUCGAGAAACAACAUGACCUUUUUCGAGACUAUGAUAUACGGCCAUGAUUUGUGCACGGAAUGGCACAAUACCACAGAGGGAGCGGUGUACCAGCUGGCAAACACCAUCUUCAGCCUGGCCUACAUGGGGGGCAGUGGGGUGUUUGGAGCCAUCUACAUUUACAGCCUACUGGCUCCCGGCUUUCUCUGUUAUGCUCUUUGGGGGUGGCUGGAGGCCUGCGGGGUCGACAUCUUUGCCUGGAGUUUACUGUUACUUUUUCUUUGCCUGGGGCAGCUGGCACACCUCAUCUAUCGAUUACGCAAGGACAGCUUUGAGGAGGAAUUUGACAGCCUCUAUAAGUGCAUCUACCUUCCCUUGGAGGUGCCCAUAUUCGUCUACAAGGAGAUCAUCAAAUGCUGUGACUGCCAGGUGGUGUCCAUGACCAAGGAUCAGAAUUAUGCAGUUGAAGGCAAAACCCCCAUUGACAGACUUUCAUUUCUGCUUUCAGGGAGGGUGCGGGUAUCCCUGGAAGGCCAGUUUCUCCAUUAUAUUUUUCCAUACCAAUUCCUCGAUUCACCUGAAUGGGAAUCACUACGACCCACUGAAGAGGGAAAAUUUCAGGUGACCCUGACAGCAGAAACUGAGUGCCGCUAUAUCACCUGGAGGAGGAGGAAGCUUUAUAUGUUACUUUCCAAAGAACGUUACAUUGCCCGUCUCUUCUCAGUGAUGCUGGGAAAUGACAUCACUGAUAAAUUAUAUUCCCUCAAUGAUAAACUGUUUGCCAAGAGUGGUAUCCGCUUCGACAUCCGCCUGCCCAGCUUGUACCACGUGCUUGGACCCUCCUCCAGCGAGGCUGACAGCGAAAAAGACAGGAACCAAGAGCUGGGGGACACUUUUGGGCCAGUUGAACAGAGGACUUCACCACUACCUUCCCCCCGAAAGACAGCUCCUUCCAUCCCAUUUUCUAGCCAUGCACCCAGGGACCACUGGUCAACAGAUACAGAACUGCCUGGUGAGGAUUCUUCCAGUCUGAUUGUCGAGGACUUUGCUGAUAUGACAGGAUCAUUUAUGGAAUAUGGGAAUGAAAGAGAGUAUUUGAAAUAGAGAAUGUGCUUAGGAGCUAACACACUGGCCUUUUCUUGAGCGAUAUCCCAUGAAAGCCCAACAGAAAGGAUUCCAAGGCGCAUGGAUCGAGAACGGGCUCCUCUCGCACCUACGGACACCCCUGAGCUCUAAGACCAAGCACCCAUCAAUGGAGACAGACAAGCCAACAGAUACAUGGACACUGUUUUAUAUAUUACUAAAAAUUCAGAUAACUUGCACUCAAAUUCACAAAGAAUGAGGUUGAACUGCACAAGCACCAAUCAUAACGUGUGAGUAAGUGGGAAUUCAACAUUUAUAACACUGUUGUUUUAUGAUGCAAUUUUGAAUAACGUUUCUCCAAUUUGACAUAUAACAUAUAAAAAAUAAAUGUUUGUUUUAAUGUGA
Messenger RNA from Erpetoichthys calabaricus (reedfish), 1846 nucleotides. It is a transcript of the gene popdc2, whose product is annotated as popeye domain containing 2. Bases 377 to 1462 code for a protein of 361 amino acids. Gene Ontology annotation, cellular component: sarcolemma. Gene Ontology annotation, molecular function: cAMP binding. The transcript has 4 exons. Lineage: Eukaryota; Metazoa; Chordata; Cladistia; Polypteriformes; Polypteridae. The record is from RefSeq and is a predicted model, not a curated record.